Molecule: messenger RNA, 1267 nt
Organism: Prorocentrum cordatum
Lineage: Eukaryota; Dinophyceae; Prorocentrales; Prorocentraceae
Source: the annotation of a GenBank genome assembly
GGCCAAAUGCAUCGACGAUCUCCAAGCGCUCACGGAUCUGUGCAAGACGCACGCGCUCAGCAUCAUCCGCUACCAGGCGCAGAGCGAUGUCGAGGAUACGAUGCGCCUAAACAAAGCUUUCUUGGUCGAUUUGGCGACCCUGACGCCGCGCGCGCCCGCGCCGCCCCUCGCCGAAGCCGCCGAGGGCCACGCGCCUGAGCUCUCGAAGCACGAGCGGGCGAGUUGGGCGAACGCCGCGAAACAGGCGAUGAAGCACUGCUACAUGCACAAGGACGCCGAGAAGCUGGCUCCCGCGACUGCCGCCGCCGCCCGCGCGCUGCAGCAACAUGGCCGCGAGGGGGCGCCGACUCUGCCGAUUGAUGCUCGGCCGUUGGCGGCCCCCGCCAGCAGCGCGCGCGGGCCCGCGCUGCGCGGCCCCCCGAGAGCGAGCGAGAUCGCCGGAGUGUACGGGCACAGCGACACCCUGCGCACGCCGACCAAGAGGGCGUCGGUUGCCCCGGGCAGCCCGAGCCCGAGCUCGAGCGCAGCCCUGAGCACGACGAGGAGGAGGUUGACGCGGAAGCAGUCGCUCGCGGACUCGCCGACGCCCCCCGCCGCCGAGAAAUCCCCGCCGAAGCGCACUAGCGUACGCGAGGUGGGCUGCAACCGAAAGUUGCUCAAGGAGGCCGACGGCGGCGGGGAACUCAGGGAGUUCGACUCGGCCCCAGGCGAGAAGGGGAUGCGCGCGGCCAUCCUCGCCGACGGCGCGACGCGGACGUCGGAGAUCAUCAGCGCCGACUUCGCGGCGCGGAAGAACCCGCCUGUGAAUGAGAAGCCAGCCAUUAAUAAGAUGAGCAAUGAGAAGCCUGCAGCGGCGACCGGCGCUGGGCGCGUCGAGGACGAGGACCUGCCCGUGGCAGACGAGGAGGGCGAGGGCAAGGCGAAGCCCGCGGCCGCCGAGCUUGAGGCGACGCCCGCGGCCGCCGAGCUUCCGAAGGCGAAGCCCGCGGCCGCCGACCCCGGCAAAUUCGCCGACGAGAAAGGCCGCGCGCUCGACUGCAAGACCGAGCAGCUCAACCGCGCGAUGCGCCACAAGAAGAGCCACUCCGCGGGGCUCCGCGCGAAGGGCGGCUCGCAGCUUAUGUCCUUCGGGGGGGGGGGGCGCUGCGCGGCCAGCAAGGAAUAUCUUUCGGACAUCGGCCGCCAGGUGAGGGGGGGGCUCAACGCGGGCAAGGUAGGCCUGCAAGAGGCGAAGGAGCAUGCGCUAUCCAAGCUAGUCUUCGAAUAG